Messenger RNA from Penaeus indicus, 5338 nucleotides. RefSeq names its product acetylcholine receptor subunit beta-like 1 (gene nAChRbeta1). Lineage: Eukaryota; Metazoa; Arthropoda; Malacostraca; Decapoda; Penaeidae. The transcript is spliced from 12 exons. Bases 308 to 1918 code for a protein of 536 amino acids. The record is from RefSeq and is a predicted model, not a curated record. Gene Ontology annotation, cellular component: plasma membrane; postsynaptic membrane; synapse. Gene Ontology annotation, molecular function: acetylcholine-gated monoatomic cation-selective channel activity; transmembrane signaling receptor activity. Gene Ontology annotation, biological process: nervous system process; monoatomic ion transmembrane transport; regulation of membrane potential.
CCCGCCGCGUGCCGACCUCAGCGCGACCCCGCCCGCACGCCCGCACCCCCUACAUGACCUGUGCUCACCCCAGCACGACGUGAGAGCCCUUCGUAUGGAUGGCGGGGGUCGGACGCGUCGCUGCAGCCACUAACUCCGAGUGCUAAGUGCGGAAGUGUGUUGAAGGAGGCCAGCCCCGCAGACCCAUGUGGCGCGGGUGAGCUCAAGCGUUUUAAGGGAAAACAGAAGGACGCUUGAGCAGUGACGACAGCCAGCAGGCAGGCGAGGCACCAGCCACCGCUGGGCGCAGCAGGCUGGGCCCGCAAAGAUGGCGGCGAGGGGCGCUUCCAGUACCUCUACCGUGUCCCGUCCCUGGCCGCGCCUGCUGCCUCCCGUCUUCUUCCUCUUCCUCUUCCUUGCCGCAGUACUCCAUUCAGGUGUUUGCAGUGAGGAUGAGGAACGGCUGGUACGAGAUCUCUUCCGGGGUUACAAUAAACUCAUUCGGCCCGUGGAGAAUAUGACGCAUAAUGUCCAGGUUAUGUUCGGUCUCGCCUUCAUCCAGCUUAUCAAUGUGAAUGAGAAGAACCAAAUUAUGAAAUCCAACGUAUGGCUGAGAUUGGUAUGGAAGGACUAUCAACUGCGGUGGGACCCAGCUGAUUACGGGGGCAUUGGAGUGCUACGCCUCCCCCCAGACAAAGUUUGGAAACCUGAUAUCGUUCUGUUCAACAACGCCGACGGCAACUACGAAGUACGAUACAAGAGUAACGUCCUCAUCUACCCCUAUGGAGAAGUCCUCUGGGUCCCUCCUGCUAUCUAUCAGAGUUCCUGCACGAUAGACGUGACGUACUUCCCGUUCGAUCAGCAGACUUGCCUCAUGAAGUUCGGUUCCUGGACCUUCAACGGCGAUCAAGUGUCCCUCACGCUCUACAACGAUAAGAAUUACGUGGAUCUCUCUGACUACUGGAAGUCCGGGACGUGGGAUAUUGUUGAGGUACCAGCCUUCCUGAACGUCAUUCCGAGCGAGAAGGGCGCCACGGAGACCGACAUCACCUUCUACAUCACCAUCAGGAGGAAGACUCUGUUCUACACCGUCAACUUGAUUCUUCCAACGGUCCUCAUUUCGUUCCUUUGCAUUCUCGUCUUCUACUUGCCGGCCGAAGCAGGAGAGAAGGUGACACUCGGUAUCUCCAUUCUGCUGUCACUGGUUGUGUUCCUGUUGCUGGUGUCGAAAAUCCUGCCCCCGACCUCUCUGGUGCUGCCGUUGAUCGCCAAGUACCUCCUGUUCACCUUCGUCAUGAACACGGUGUCCAUCCUCGUCACCGUCGUCAUCAUCAACUGGAACUUUAGGGGCCCGCGGACGCACAGGAUGCCCAACUGGAUCCGCGCUGUGUUCCUCAAGUUCCUGCCCAUCAUGUUGUUCAUGAAACGACCGAGGAAGACACGCCUGCAUUGGAUGAACGACAUGCCUCCUGCCAUGGUAGAUCCCCAAGUGACAAACAACCCUCUCGGUCUCCCUCUCACAGCUGGCGUUCCUCCCCACCAUCACUUCGGCUCUCCGGAACUUAACAAAUCCACGAGCAAGAUUGAGCACAUGGAACUGUCCAGUCUGCAUCAUCCCAAUUGCAAGAUCAAUCGAGAGUCUCCACUGUUGCAGAUGCCUCGUCGUGAGUCUGAGAGUUCAGACUCGCUUUUCAUGACUCCUGAAGCUUACAAGGCCACGGAAGCUGUCGAGUUCAUCGCUGAGCAUUUGAGAAACGAGGACGAGUACAUACAGGUGCGGGAGGACUGGAAAUACGUUGCCAUGGUGAUCGAUCGUCUCCAGCUUUACAUUUUCUUUGCAGUCACCACAGCAGGCACUAUCGGGAUUUUGAUGGAUGCCCCGCACAUAUUUGAAUAUGUAGACCAGGAUAAGGUUAUUGAAAUGUAUAGAGGGAAGUGAAGUGUAGUGUGGGUGGUCUGUGUGUUGGCAUUCAUGUGUAUAAUGUAAAAUUUGAAGAAAAAAAAAUGAAGAAGCAUAAAAAAAGGCAUAAUGAAGAAAGAGAAAGAGAGGAAAGGGUUUUAAAAAAUUGUGAAGAAGGAUCUUUUGUUUCUUCAAAUACACGGUGACAGAUAUGUCUUUUGAUUUUGAGACGAUACUGAGAUGAUGGUAUCUUGAGGAGUAUCAUCUCUGCCCAGAUGCUGUCUCUCUCUCUCACACGCUGUCUGUCUAUCUCUUUCUAUCCAUCCACCAAUCUACCUAUCUUCAUCGCUACGGAAGUGAUGGUAUAUAAAAAAAAGAAAAACAUUUUCGUCGCGAGAACAAACGGGAGAUAAAGGAUAAUCGAAGGAAGGAAGAGAGAAGAUAAAGAAAAGUGUUACAUGAAAGAGAGAGAGAGAAGAAGAAGAAAGAGAAGAAAAAGGGACAUUAUCGUUGUUACACGAAAGAGAAAAAACGGAAGAAAAAGGAACAGCGGUGUAAAACAGAAGAGAUCAGCGGAAAAUUCUUCCAAGAAGCGGACUCUCUCGGACACUCUCGCCGUCGUGAUGUUGGUGCCGACCUCACUUGCUUGUGAUCCUGGUUGUGUGCAUCCCCCUCACCCUGCAGCCAACAGUAUUUCGAAGUCCCCGGGGUCUUCAAGACGUUACAGGUGGACUUCUCAAGAUUUUUUUCCAACUUGGAGCUCAUGUGUGUUAAGAAAAGGAAAUGAAACAAAUGAAGAAUGACGACGGAGAAGAGAAGAGAGUAGAGGAAUAAGACCGAAGGGCACAUCGCAAAGGAAAGAAGAGUGAGGUGAUCUAAGGUCAAACAGUUUCGCAGACGAAUGACUUUGAGUCGCUCAUGAGCUUCCUUAUCCUCCCUGAGGUCACACACUUUUAGACACUUGUAGACACUUGUACACACACUUUAGAAAUACACAUGCAAACACAAACAAAUACACGAUCAUGUAGACAUUUAUGAAUGGUUAUAAACACAUGUUACAUGACUUGUGUUGUGAAAUGUGAUGUGGGAAAAAAGCAUCUGGAUUUGGCAGUUGCAGAUUACAGUGUUCAAAUUUAAUAGUAGAGAUCUGAAGGGUAUUAUCUUGUUAAGAAGAGACGCACAUGUCUGCAUGCUACUGUGUGUGUGCGUGUGUGCGUGUUAAAAGGUAUGGCGUGAGAGAAAAAAGGCGACAAUUGCAAACAAUGAAAGUGCCAAGCCAUGAUCAGAAAGAUAAAGAAAAAGGAGUGACACACAGGAAGAUAAUUAAUUUAAAAAAAACAGGAAGAAUGAAGGGAAAUAAAGGACAGCAACAUCGUAAAACACAAACCCACUUGAUCACGUGAUUAUCUACCUUUGUUUUCUUCUUAUUGUUAUCAUUUUUGUCUUGUCGCAUGAGUGAAGCCAACCACCCAAUGUGUGUUUGGAUGCCGGAACAAUCAGGAGAUUGAAAAUAACGAGUAAGUGAGAGAAUUAUAUAAAAAAAGAACAUUUAGAUAUUUGUAGUUUUCAUAGGUGCGAACAUAGUAACAUGUUUCAUAUGUUUACAUAUAUAAAAAAAGAUAUAGGUAUUAAGUCAAUUUGUAUGUGAAUUAUACAUGGUUUUAGAGUUAUGCUCAAAAUGUUAAUAUAUCAUUACCGACAACUCUCUUUUGAGAACCGGAGGAAAUGAACCAGAUGUGGAGACCCCCCCCCUCCUCCUCCCGCCCUUGAGAGAAAAGAGCUUCGGUUCUUAAAAAGGGAAGAAGCUUUGCGGCACCCGGGGCUUUUGUCUUUCCAGAGGCUUCAAUGGGCAAUAGAAACGUUAUUUUACCCAUGACCUAUUGCCUCGCUCACAAGUAUUAGGUGCGUUUCCCUCCCCAAGUUUCGAUUUUCCCUUUCCUCUUCCUCUCCUAUUUGAUCUAUAUGAUUUUAUUGUUAUAUGAUGAAUGGCUCUUUUUUUUCUUUCUUUCUUUUUUUUUUGUAUUCUAUUUCUCUCUCUAUCUAUCUCUUUCUCUCUUCUUCUCUUUUUAGGUGUCUCUUUCCUAGCAUAACCUGUUCUUAUGGAGCUUGCUUAUCGCUUCCCUCGAUACUCCACCUGGAAGUAAUUACAAAUAUUUUUAGAUGGGAAAAAAUAUAAAAAAGAAAAUAAUAGUAAUAAUAAUAUUGAGGCAUAAUAAACAUUGUAUUGUAUUCUGAGUAUCUUAAAAUGUAAAACCUCUUUUUUAUAUAUAGUUUCGCCUUUGUUGUUCAGUUCUACAAAAUGAAAAUGAAAAAAAAAAAAACGUUUCAUCCCCUUUUCAAAGAAAUGAUGCUAAGAUAUUCCAGUCUAGUUUAGGGAUCAUUUCACCCAAAUACUUCUUUGUUUUUCAUUUUAUUUUCAUUUAUUUUCGCUCUCUAGAUAAUAGAUUGAUGCUGAUAUUGACUUGAUUUCGUGACAUAAUUUGCCCUUGUAUGUGUAGAACUUUAUGCCAGCGAUGUGGAAUUUCUCUGUUAUUGUUAUAUUCGAUUAUCAUUUCGUUUCUGUUUCUCUUUAUUUCGUUGUAUCGAUAUGACUUGCAAAUGCGUGUAUUUACCUUUUUAUACCAGCGUUGUGAAAUUUCUCGUUUUACUGUUAUAUCCUUUUUCCUUUCGUUUUAUUUUCUUAUCUUUUCGUUAUUAUGUCGCUAUGAUUUGUUAUUGUGUGUAUUGACUUUUUAUAACAGAGUUGUGAAGUUUCUCGGCUAGUUUUAAGCGGUACUAAAUAGGUUACGGGUACUGGAUUUUCCUACAACGCCACGGUACCUUCAACUGCUAAGAAACACAACCGAAAAAGAAAUUAGUUUCCCCUGUUUUUUUUUCCGUUUUCGUUCCGUCGUCGCUUGUUUUAAAUGUGAUUUUUUUCGUUCGUAUAUAUGUGUGUGUAUAUAACUAUAUCGUGUGUGCGUGCGUGUAUGUAUGUAUGUAUGUAUGUGUAUAAGUGUAUUCACAUGCACACACAUACAUCGGCGUGUGUAUGUGUGAACUCUCAGGUACACAUACACACUCACUCACACACACCUUUUUUUCCCCCCCUCUUUGUAUCUAUGUAUUGUAAGUAUGAUUUUUGUUUUCUGUUCUAACCCCUCCCCCCCAUAAUGUAAGGGUUCUAAGUAAGGAUAUGUUCGAAUGCUUUUAUCCCCGUUGAGGAAAAGAAAUAUGUAAGUGUGACUUCCUGAUUAAGAAAACACAAGUAUUACCAACAGCUCCUCAAGGUGUGACGUGUAUAUGCCCUUCUUGUUCGGUAGUGGAAUCAAAAUGAAAGUCACCCUUUUUUUUAUGUCUAUAAAUCCACGGUUUGAUUUCAUUCUAUUCAUGUCUUCUUCCGAUGUUUGUAUUCUUUAUUCCUCCAUCUCCCAGGCCUUUCUCUUUCUAUUUCUCUUUCUCUCUGUCUGUCUGUCUGUC